ACCUUCGGUCUGUAUGGUUAUUGGGAGCGUAUGGGAUGCGUGUUGCUCGUGAAAUUCAAUUUUUCCUUUUCUUUUCUCGCUCGUCGAGUUUUUUGUGUACGUUCUUUGUUUGAUUAUCUUGUGUGUUUUUGGUAAUGUUCGUUGGUGUUGUCGCGUUCGUGAUUUUGGCGAGCGGUUAUUGAAGCUACGAAUCAAUGGCAUUAUCGAACUGUCCUCAGCCAAUAAAUUCGUCGGGAAGUUAAUUUUUCGAUGAUUUUGCAAUAAACAGCUGUGUGUGUGUGCGCCCCUGUGUCUCUCUCGUGCGCGAACCAACGAGAGAGACCGAACCGUCGAACUGAUAGGGACAAAGAGAGCGAGCAUCGUUGGGAAAGGUUAGACGUGACAUGGAGCCUGAAAGAAUCAUUUGACCCUAAGGGAACGAGACUCCCAGGCUCGUCGGAUCGUUCUCAUUGCGUCUGCUCGUUAAACACGAAACUCGGGAUGCACUGCCUCGGCGCAGUGUCGGGGGGCGAGUCAGCCAGCCCCAGUGGGGUUAGCAGUCGCGGGGGAGUUAUGAGCGUAGUUCGAGCUCUGGGUGUCUUGGUAUGCGAGGGAAGACUGCAGGGACCACCACGUGGUUACAAGGAGGGUCCACACUGUGCUGCGCCUCUUCAAGCUCUGCCGAACGACCACGUCUGCGAGAAAGACAACUAUCUGUGCGGUCGUUAUCUCGUCUUGGUGAGGGAAAUUGCUGAUAGAAUAACCAUCGGUUCGUCGUUGUCGGUCGAGGUAUUGAUGUGCACCGAUUGUCCUUGUGGACUGGCACGCGCGACCUGUAAACCGCCGGUAUCGUUAUUACCCUCCACCUCGAUAACACAAUGGCAACAUCCUUCGGAUAUAUUAUUGGAAUAUUGGUCGAUCAGCGUCGUACCGAGCAAGAGUCCGGAAACCAUGAACUCUCAGGGUCUCUAUCAGGCGGUUAGAUCCCGUUUGCACUUCAGUCAAAUAGCGGCAUGGUGGUCGCGGAGCCAGGGUAAGAGACCGAGUUACGUCGCAACGCGAAUAGUUUCCCACAGUGAUGAUAAUCUGAGGAAGUUCAGAGAGACGCCGAUCGAGCACACGUUCCCAUUGGCCGGAAUCGGGGACAAUAAUUCGAUAAAGGUUACCGUGUGGGCAUUGCCGAGAAUGGAGGAAGUGCCAACGCUACAUUGUCCGCUUCAUCCAUCGAAAGAGAGCGACGAUGAGUGCGCGGCACGCGCACUCACACCGACUAAGAAUGGACCUUUGCCUUCAACGACCACCCACACUGUUGAGAGUCUCGUAUUGCCUGUAAUCGUCGACGACAGACUGCAAACGGCCUGCGACAAGCCAGGGAAGCACCACUGUCACUGCGAGGACGAAGAGGCGAGUCCGCCUUCGCCGUCGAUACGUCCAAACGGUGAAAGAAAGCGUCGUCGUUCUUUGCCUUGCGGUCCUUCGCACGAAUUGGCCUCGACUUCGUCCCACCAUGGAACUCUGCCACUGCCAGCGGUUCGGGAAACAAUAACACUCAACAACGAAUCGUUGCACACUCAAAAUUUAACUUGUGAUAAAAAGUACGGGAUCGGGAGAACGGAAAGUUACGAGAGUCGCGCCUAUUUGAACACCGGAAGCCUCGAACGCUGCUUUCGCAAACAAGUCAGCCUCGAGGACGAGGGGAACGAGGAGAAACGCUACAAGCCAUCGAGCGACAAUAAUCACUCGAUAAAAGAUUCCGAUAGUCGUAACGACGCCGUGAACAACAAUGAGAGCAACGAAAAAUCCUUAAUAACUCAAUGCCCGAGCUCGUCAAACGAGAACAAUGAAAAUAAGACUAAAAGAGACCGGGAGGAGACUCAGAACGAGCCGCGUUUUCUCGUCUCGAUAAACGAGAGCGCGAGGAAAAACGGCGCGAAAAAUUACGAAGCGAAAGCUUCCACGAGUUGUUUUCGCGGCGACAAAAUAUUCGGAGAUCCUGCCGCCGGUGGCGGCGGUGGCUCCAUGAAAAUCCGAGAAAAUUUGGCCCUCAAAAACUCACCGCCUUGUACCGUUCACCAGAAUUACCGGGUUCGGCAAACCUCCACCGGCGUUUCAACCUCCAACGGGCAGGAGUUGACGGCGCUCAUGUCAAAGUUGUCGUUGCCAAAGGAUAAGAAACCAGAAAAAAACGAGAGGCGAGAUUCCCGGAUUUUUGAGUGGUUCGAAAAGGUUCCGAAGCGAGUUCCGCCCCCGGAGGAAGAAAAAUCUAAUUGUGCACGGGCGCCGCACGAGGAGGCGCGCGGGAACGAGGUUCGCUUGAAAAGCUGCAAUUUGGAGCUCAGCCAGCGGGAGUUCAACGAAGUCCUGGCGGUGCUGCGGGCGCGAACGCCGACGGCGCCCUCGCGGAGGCGCGCGGGGCCCAAGGUCACGAAGCGUCGGGACCGCGCGGAGAAAAUGUCGGACGACGGAGCGUCCCUUUGCCCCGUGCACCGGGAGAAAAGACGCAGCAGCCCAUCGAGCGCCGGCUGCGAGUGCAAGCUCGCUACCAGCCCCGAAAUCAUGAGGAACGACCUCGGGCAAGGUCACGGCAAUUGCGGACCGCCGUCCAAGCCCGCGGACGUUCUAUUGGGCGCGAUCCUUCGAACGAGCCGCGAACGGAAGGGCCUCGCGGACAUUUCCAACGGCACGAGGGCCCGGAAUCUCGACGAGGGCAACGAGGACGUCAAACUCCGCAAUCCCGAGCAACGCUACGAACAAGACAAAUCUUUACCGAACGUUUUGAACAAAAGGCUCAGUCGCUUCAGGCAGCUGUUUCAAAAGGAAUUGGAGAAACGUAAAAUCCUCACGGACGAGGGCCACCGCCACGCCGAAACUUCACGCCAACCCCAAAGUCACGCCAAGGCCAACGGGCAAAUCGGUAAUAAAACCGAGCACACCGAAUCCUCGGAUUUCCCCCUCGGAGCGGACCAAAGUAGCGGACGCUGCUGCGAAUUUUUCAACGAGUCCCUCACCGAGACUGAACGAAGUCUGAACAAUAGUACAAAUCGAGGACCGACCUCGUCGACCUCCAAACAACUCGGGCUCAACCGAAUACACGACGAUCACCACGAAGAUCCGCUCACGUUCAAUCAAACAUUCGCCAAAAGUAACGCGACCCCCAUCAACGGCUGCCUCAACACCCGCUUCCGGAAAAACGAGCCCGCCGAUCUCUACGAGGACGAAAAGGGCGUUCCUUCCGCCAGCGAGCAAGAACAGUUUCGACGCUCCUUCGAGAACGCCGCCUCCAUGGUCUUUCACAGUCGCACCGGCUUACCGCUCACUUCCAGUCCUGCCCCGCUGCGACGCGGGCACUGCUGUUUCGACUACGACAGCACACUCAAUUCCGUCUCUUCAAAAAGAAGCGCCCUCUUCGAGCUGAACACGCCGCCGAGCCCCGGCGCCGUUUCCUUGGAAGAGACCGAUCGGGAGAUAGAAACACCAGGGGACGGUGACGAGGCGCCGAAGCGAGGAUCGCAGACCCGGGUGAGACCGCAGAGCCACGCGCUCCUGGGGAGCUUCGAAGAGUCGGCGUUGAACGGUCGCCUCGAGCCGGUUUCUACCGUUCACGGUUUCACCGCCGAACUCGGCGCCAGCGGCUCCUUCUGCCCGAAACACCGCAAGCUUCCGGUCACCGUGUUCUUCUAUACGCUCGGGGACAACGACAAGGUCUCCACACCGUACCUUGCUCACAUUAACUUAGGCAAAAAGGGCUACCAAGUUCCGAGGAGCGGAACCAUUCAAGUUACUCUUCUAAAUCCACUCGGCACCGUCGUCAAAAUGUUCGUCGUUUUGUACGAUCUUUCCGACAUGCCGCCCCGAUCUCAUACUUUUUUACGCCAACGAACCUUGCGAGACAAAACGCUACGCUACCUCGUUCAUCUCAGAUUCAUGUCCGGAAAAUCAGGACGAAUAUAUUUACACACGGACAUAAGAAUGAUAAUAUGCCGGAAGUCGGACGUCGACACAGCCUCGGAUUUUGGCUCGGAACCACCCAAGGAGUUGCGAAGUUACAUACACGGUCCUACGAACCCAAAAUUUUCACCGAGGUGCUGAGCCACGUGGUUCUUACCGUGGAGUUGUUGCUGUCAAUCUCUCCGUCUAACUAGUCCCAUUCGAGUCCAAGUUUGACGCAACAAAACAUGAAAAAAAUCAGAUAAAAGAUACGCAGAAUUUACACGAAAAUGUGUGAAAUGUUAAAAAAGAAAUGUGAGUGAAAAAUCACGUUGUUCUCACAUUGAGAAAGAAAGAAAAAUACGAUCGACGAGUUGAGAGAGUGGAUCGAGAAAUUUCGUGACCUUUUUAUCGUUAUUUUUUAUUUAUUGUUUCCGGUUUUUUUUUUUUUUUUUUUUUUAUUAUCGGCAGAAAAAACGUUGCAGCUCGAAAUCUGUCGGUGAAGAGGAAUUUUUUUCCCCCGUUUUUUCACAUUCUUGUUGUUGAAUUUUUAUUUAUUUUUAAUUUCGGCCUUUAUUUUUACUUUGUUGUUUUCAUGAAUUUCUCGGUCUCGACGUCGCGAAUUGUAAAUAGGGAAGAAAAACGUAGAGUACGGCGUGUGUAAAGAGCCACGUAAGAAUUAUAUUUCGAGUGGGAUGAUACUGCCAUGGGUAGCCAACCUGCGUUAAAAUUAUUAGAUUAUAUAUAAGUUACGAGAAUGAAAAAAUGAGAGGAGAUAAAUGAAGCAAAACAUCGUAAAUAAUUGAUUAAUUCGUCGAUUAAUUACUAACGAUUUAAUUAGCUCUUAAGGGGAAUCGAAGGGGAGAGGAGUGUGAACAAUUUGAAGUGAUAAAAAAGCGGUGAUAAGGCGAAGCGCGCGUCGAGCAAAAACGCGUCACUCUGUUCGAAUUUGCGUGAUAAUAUUGAAAAAAAAUCGAAUCUUUCGACUGAUCAACGAACAAAAAAUCAUCAAAGAUCACUGAGUCAUCAGUUUCUUUGGUAAAAUCAAAGCCUUCGCUACUUUGUUAGACGACCUUAAAUCAUUAUAUUUUCUUAUCACGUACAGAAUCUAAUUAUUUUUCAAAUUGCUCACAAUUUUGUUGAGUAAAAAAGGAAAAAAACCUUUUUUUUCAAACGUCAGUCGAUUUUUCGAGCUCUCAACGAGUGACGCGUUAAACUGCGAUUUUUUGGUCAAAGAAAAUUAUUAUUUACACGGGGAGGGAAGAAAGGAGGAAAAUAAAUGCAGAGAAAAAAAAAUAAAACAGAACACGAUUUUUGUGUCCGUAGCACUGUGAUGAAUAUAUAUAUAUAUAUAUAAAUUAUAUAUAUAUUAUAUAUUAUAAAUUUAAAACAAAAAAAUGAAUAAUGAAUUGAUAGAUUACGAGAAAAAAAUAAUUUAAUGAGUUCAAGAAAAGAAAGGGAAAAAACGAGACAAAGAAAAAUGAAAAAAACCUAUUUACGUAGGAGAAAUAUCGUAGGCUGUAAUUCACACUAUUCUCAUAAUGGUCGAUACAACAAAACGUUCGAAAAAACAAUGCAUCAAGUUGAAAUAUUAUUUUUUAAAAAUAAAUGAGCUACGAAGAAAGAAGGAGAAGAAGAAUAAAAGUAUGCUCACUGAAGUGCUCCACGAAAAUUGCCCGUGGAUAAAAAAAAAACUUGUACAAAUAAACGAUGAAAAAUUAUCUUUUUCCUUAAAAACGUUGGUUUUUUCGAAUUAUUUUUUUCUAUUAUUCUGUGAUUUUUUUUUCUAUCGUUAUUGAAAUUUGAAGAAAAACGUAGAGCGUGUAAUCACUGCCAUGCUGUACACAAUACUUGAUUUUUAUAGCAAAAGUGAAAGAAAACGUUGAAGGAUUUUUAUUUGCUAAAUAAAUGUACGUGAUAAACGCAAAUUUUAUUAUUUUUCGUUCGUUAAGAGAUGUGUGAUGAGCUCGCUCGAUUAAUGAUAAACAGCUGAUUCGUCUAAUUUUCUGGGCUAAAUUCAUUAUUUUAAGUUUUAAAAGCAACCUGUGUAUUUUUCGUCGUGAUUGAAAAAUGUUGGAACUCUGUUUUACGAUCGUCCCGUUCGAAUUGCUGGUGAAAAUCUAAAUCUCAGGAAUUUUCGAAAUUGUGCGCUUUUCGUCACUCAUUUCCCUCGCGAUUCAACGAAACGAAUAUUUUCGAAACUUUUUAAUUGAAUCCUCACGAAUUUCGACUUUACGCGACCAUCUUUUUGUACGAGAGUAUUCGAUGGUCUUUGAAUAAAUCAAUAUUUUUGAAUCUUCAACAAAGCAUCUGGAAAGUGAGUCAGGAAAAUUGAAUUUUUUCGAAAAACUUCCAAUCAAAGCCACAAUUCUGAUUUCUUCUUUCCAAAAUUUCGCGAAAAAAAGAAGUUUUACUGCUUUUAUUAUUACGCUCAUUUGCUCCCGAGCACAUUCAAAUCGUAGCUCAUUCCCGUUCGUUAAGUUGCCCAAAAGGGGGAGAAUUUUUUAAAAAUUACUUUCGUUUUAAGCACAGAAGCAAAAUCGAAUUUUACCAUCGCCUUUUGUAAUUCUGUGAAUUUUAAUACUUCAUUGAUCCGUUCAACAGAAAUAUACGACAAAACUCUAUUUAAAUUAAGCGGAUUAAAGAGUUGAAUUAUUUUUCGAUAACUUUCGCAUGUUGAUUUGUGAUUUUGGGAGGAGCGCCGGGGGGGGGGGGGGGUGGAAAUACGAUGAUAAACUUGUCAAAAUAAUUAGUGCGUUCGAAGGAAUAUUAAGGGUAAGAGAGAAAGAAGAAAAAUCGAUGAAUAUUUUGUCUUAGGAAACAAAUAAAUUUGCGCUUCUUACUGUGAGCUUGUAAAAAAAAAUAUAUAUAUAUUUUUUUUUUUCAUUUUUUUUCGUUGCCGAGUCGCGGUAGAUUGGUGCCAGGCGUGUAAAUAGUGUAGCGUUAUUUUAUUAAUGAAAUGAGAGAGGAUCGAAAAGAUGUGUACACGAAAAAAGGAGAAAAACAAUGAUAAAAAAAAAACUAAAAAAAAAACCACUCACGAAAUAUUGUUAUUGCUAUACGGUACUUUUUAUUAUAAUUAAUUCUACCGACGGUGUCUCUGUAUAUGCGUGUGGCAGAAGAAAAAAAAAAUUCCUGCGACUAAACGUCAAAUAUGUCGAUUGGCAGAUGCGAUAUACCGAGAUGGAGAAAAAUGUUGUUCGAAAAUACAAAGCGAUCGCGAAUUGGGUGUGUGGGAUAGGCCAAAACAUAAUAAAAGUACUUUAAGGCAUUAAAAUUUAA
Messenger RNA from Venturia canescens, 7188 nucleotides. RefSeq names its product atossa (gene atos). The record is from RefSeq and is a predicted model, not a curated record. The coding region runs from base 481 to 4068 and encodes 1195 amino acids. The transcript is spliced from 9 exons. Lineage: Eukaryota; Metazoa; Arthropoda; Insecta; Hymenoptera; Ichneumonidae.